CUUCGGCAUCCGACCUAGCGACAAGACUGGCCUGUAGAAGUCUUUACUAGGCGCCGCAAAGAACGGGUCGGGAAGGUUAUCUUAGGCUGGUGUCAAUUUUAACUCUGCAAACCCUGUAGAUAUGACUUUUGAGUCGACUCAAAAGUCACCUCCUAACGCUGCAAGCCUGUAGAUACUAUCUUUUUACGCGAUGACUUGCUCCCUUCCGGGUCGAAUCCUGCUGACUCAUCCGUUCUCCUCUUCUGUCAACUUUUGAGCCGAUUCAAAGAGUCGCCAUGGCUUCGUCAUGGUCAUCCUCGAUAUGGUCUUCUCCGGCUUUAACUUCAUCUUCCGCCGCCUCUUCGCAACCUAGCGACGAGGUGAUCCUUCGCCUGCUGCGUCUGGUUACCACUUCGUCAGAUCUCAAAUCCUGCUCGCUCGUUUCGCGCCGAUGGCUUCGACUGCACGGGCAGAUAAAAACUUCUCUCAAGCUCUACGAUUGGUCCAUGCUCGAGUCGGGCCGCCUGGCGGAGCGUUUCCCGAACCUGACCGAGCUCGACCUCUCCCCGGCCUGGUGCAACUCGUCCGACCCUGAGGUGUUUGGUUCGGCAGCCGUGUACAUGACACGCGGCGCGUGCACGAUGCGGCUCGACCCGGACGUAGUUAAUCCGUUCGAGCCGGAUCAUAGACUAGAAGAGCAGAGCCCGGCGCCGGAUAGUUUCGACCGCGGAUUGCGGGAGUUAGUACAGAGUUACUCCAAUUUACAGCGGCUGUGCUUGGUGGACGUUUUCCGCGCUAAGAAGGGGACUUGUAACGCGGAUAAGGACGAGUUAGGGUUUCUGGGCCACUCGCACUAUCGAGCGGAGCCAGCUGGUGAUGCUAACGGAGCUCACUCUAACGGAGCCGCAGCGCAGCGAAACGGAACAGUGAUUUUAGACAGUAUAAUUGCAGCUAGGGCUCGGUAUGAUGACGAUUAUAUUGAUCGCGAUUCUGAAGGCCUAGAUAUUAUCGCGGAUGGGUGUAGCAUUCUACAGGAAUUAGAGCUCAGGCAGUGUACAGAUGAUUCGUUACAAGCAGUUUCGGGGUGUAAAAAUCUCCAGGUGGUGAGACUAGUGGGGGCUGUUCCGGGAUUUUAUCACGCAACGUUUACUGACCGGGGGUUACGAAUUCUUGCAAGGGGAUGUAAGCGAAUAGUGGAGCUGUCUCUAAAGGGGUGCGAAGUCGGGCGGGAUGGUUUGUCUGUAGUGGCCAGGGAAUGCCCGAUGCUAUCAGAUCUGACCCUAUCCGGGAGAUAUUUUCGCCCGGACUGGCUCGGCGCGCUCUGCUUCUGUCCGAACCUGCAGACGCUCAGGCUCGAGAAUUUCCACCAAUCAGAGCCCGACGAGUGUGCUGCAGCCGAGGGAGAGACGAAGGGGGCGGAGGGGGAAGGAGAAGGGGGAAAGGGGGCUGAAGGCAGUGAAGAGCAGCAGCAGCAGCAGGAGGAGGGGGAUAAGGAGGGAGAUAAGGAGGGGGAUAAGGAGGGAGGUAAGGAGGGGGGUAAGGAGGGGGAUAAGGAGGGUAAGGAGGGUGAGGAGGAGCAUAGCACUGAUUGGUUGGCGAGCAAGCUAGAACUGGAGAUGGCAGACGCCUCUCUCUCCCCCGGCCGCCGCUUCCUAGCCACCGUCAAAGCCGCAGUGCACCACUCUAAAACCACUGGAACCAACGCCACUGACACUGAUACCACUGGGACCACCUCCCCUGGCACCAACCCUCGUCGUCCCCACCCCCCUCCCGGCUUUCUCUCCCCGGUCGAAAGCCUGCAGCUGAUUCACUGUGACCUGCGCUCCCGCCCUUUCUUCCUCGCGCUCCUCGCCGUCUGCGCCAAUUGCACCGCUCUCCACCUGAGGAAUUGUCGCGGGCUCGACGACUCAUCCUUUGCCGGGAUCUCGGUCGCUACGAACCGUCGGAUUGGCCGGCUGGCGAUCGAAGGUUGUCCGUUGAUCACGAUGGGGUCUCUAGAAUCCGUGGUGCUGGCGCUGCCAAAGUUGAGGCAGUUGGCGGUGAGUGACUGCGGCGGGGUGAGGGAUGAGGAGAUGGGGGGGGAGUUUGCGGAUCGGAUCUUCACUCUUAAGGAGCUGAAAUGGCAGCCAUCCGGGGGGAGGCUGGCUGGCACGGGGCUGUUUGAGAAGGGGAGGUGGCUGGUGCAGGGGGGGUGAGUGGAGGGUGCGGGAUGGAUGCUUGCUUUGGGGACUCUGAAAAGGGGGGGGGGGUGCGUUGAAGGGCCCAAGUGGGGUGACUCUUGAGUCGACUCAAAAGUCACUUCGUUGAAGGAGCCCAAAUGGCAGCCGUUGAGGGGGAGGCUGCCUGGCACGGGGCUGUUUGAAAAAGGGAGAUGGAUGGUGCAGAGGAGGUGAGUUUGGGGAGGUUUUAUUGAGGCACCUUGGUGAAAGAUGCACUUUGAAAAGGCGCAAGCGGCAGCCGCUGGGGGGGAGGGUGGCUGUGACAGGGCUGUUGGAGAAGGGCAGAUGGUUGGUGCAGGGGGGGGGGUGAGUGGAUGGGGUGAGUGCAGGGGUAGUGAGUGCAGGGGGGUUGAGUGGAGGGGGGGUGAGUGGAGCGUGAGGCUGGGAGGGUGCGCGUGAAAAUUCCCAAAGCAGGAUGUUUUUUUUUUUCUUCAGCAGUUGGGGAGGAGACUGGCUGGCACGGGUGAUGGGGCGGGUUCUUGGAGAAAGGAAGGUGGCUGGUACUAGCAGGGGCGCGAGGUGGUGUACAGAGGGAGGGUGGCUAAGGGGGGAUUGUUUAACUAAUUGCUCAAAUAUUGUAGUCACUGACUGCUGUUGUGUGGUGCUUGUUAGCCUGUUCUUGCCUAAUUUGAUAUCCACGACAUGAAAAUGAGAUAAGGGAAUAGU
Messenger RNA from Closterium sp. NIES-67, 2864 nucleotides. The record is from the annotation of a GenBank genome assembly. NCBI's taxonomy places the organism in Eukaryota, Viridiplantae, Streptophyta, Zygnematophyceae, Desmidiales, Closteriaceae.